AUGAUGUGCUUUUUGUCCGAAAGAUUGCAGCGAAUGCUGGUUGAAGCUGUCGACAAUAAGAAUGAAUACCAAUUCAACUAUUUCCUGACAGUUUUAAAUUUAAACCCGGAUUUAAAGCUCAAAUGUUUUGGAAAUUUAUCAACUUUCGAAAAAGUUCUUCUUUCGCCAAAUUCACGAAAGUUCAUUGAACUUUGUAUUCAGAAUGGCUCGGACAUUUAUCAGAAAAAUUCUGAUGAAAUUUAUCCUCUUGACUUUGCGGUAAGGUCAUUGAGUGUUGAGAAUCUUCAAUCUAUUAUGAAAGACAGCCAAACUAUUGCCAUUGUACAACAAAACGAAUUGAACGAUCACAAAUAUUCAACCAUCAUAAAUGCCAAGGUCGAUCAUGGAAACAACUAUCUUCACUUUCUCAUUAAUCAGUUAUCAGGGACAAAUUAUGAAGAAAUAAGUGAAAUGAUCAAAAUACUGUUAUUAAAUGGUUGCAACCCAAACCUGAUGAAUGACAACCAAGAAACGCCAUUUUAUUUACUUUUGAAGAAAUUGCAAGCCAUGAAUGUUCAAAGUGAUUUGAUUGAGUUUUUUUGUGACCAUUCAUGUGUUAAUUUUAACACCACUAAAAGCAAUGAAAUCAUCCGCAUAAUGGAUGAGCGAGGAUUACUGCACAAAGUGAAUUCAAGAAAAGAAUCUCAACAUGAUGUUAACUGUUUAAUCAGGUAUCUUAGUUUUGAGAAUGAAAAACAAUUUGAGAACCGGAUUGAAAGUUUCAAAAAUCAUUCGAACGACCUUUCGAAAGAUUUCGCAAUUCUUUUAGAAGAAGCAAUUGUGAGAAAUUUGCAUGAAAUUGUCAAAAUUCUUCUUAAACAUGGAGCAGACGUCAACCAAUUUUCUAUUGAAAGUAAAUAUAAAAUGCCACCAGCAUAUGUUGCAUCAUCACUUGGACAUCAUAAAGUACUUGAAGUUUUGAUCAACGACACCAACUUACAAUUCAAAACAAGCAAACGAAAGCAAAAUUUGCUUCAUCAAGUUUUGAAUGCGAAAAAUGUUCAUGCAAAUGAUCAACAAAAUUGCUUUGAUCUCCUGAUUGCUGAUCAAAGAUGCACAUUCGAAAUUAUUAACAGUUUGGAUGAUGCUAAUCAUUGCCCAUUAUAUUAUGCAUGUGAGUUGGGAAACAAUGAAAUUAUUAAAGAACUUUUAAGACGUGGUGCAUACAUUGGAAACAAAAUGAUUGUCGACAACAUAAAUAGCGAUGUUAUGAGUGAAUUUCUCGACGAAUGCAUCAAAUGUUCGAAAGACUUAAAAGACAAAAGCUGUGAUGUUCACAUUAAUUACAAUUUUCUCAACUCACAUAACACGACAACAAGUGAAAUGCAUCCAGUGAAAUUAAUUGCUGAGAAUUCACAUUUAGAAGAUUUGAUACUUCAUCCAAUUAUUUCAACAUUUCUUGCACUUAAAUGGCGUAAAAUUGAUAUAAUCGUUUACUUCAACUUGUUGAUAUAUUUUUGCUUCAUGAUUUUCCUGGGAACUUUCGUCACGAAUUAUUUCCAUGACUCAGUUUAUAAUAAUUAUGAUGUGGUGGUUGAAUUGACGAUUGAUGAAAUUUUCCCAAGCCAUUCCAACGUGACGUCAUCAUCACCUUCUCCAGUACCAGCUGUGCUAGAUGAUGUCCAUUCUCGAAUAAAUUACAAUCCUACAAGUGACGAUGAGUAUAACGACGAGGAUAAUGAUGGAACAUUAAAUGACUAUGAAGAAGAUAUGACGGGUAAUGAUGGAACAAUCAAUGAUAGUCCAGGAAUGUUAGGGAAACCAGAAACAACAGGAUAUAGUGUAGAGCUAACUGAAUAUUCUGGAGAAGAUGAAAUGGAUUAUUCCACGACAGAAGAACCGCCACGACCUUCAACAACAGAAGAAUCAUUCUUCGGUGACCGUGGAUCAAUUGAUUUACCGAGAUUACCACCAAUAGCUGAUAUGCCAAUGGGAUCAUUUGGAAUUUCAACUCGUUUGGGAUCAAAUAAUAAAAAUGAUUACCAGCCUCCAAGGUCAAGACAGCCUCCAAGGUCAAGGCAGCCCUCUAGUGGAUCAAAGCAUUCUUAUAGUGGACCGAAACGAAAAUCUCCCCCAAAAUCGAAACAAACUGGCAAGGAAAACUCUACCACGACGCUUAUUUCAUCUCCAAUACCUAAGAAAAAAGUCAUUGAACAGCCUAAUUUACUUGCUUUACUUUUUGGAAUUGGAUCAUCAAAUGAUAGGAAAUCAAGAAGAAAACGAUCAGUUGAUGGGGAUCAAGAUGAUGAAUGGAUUGAGCAUUUUAAGCAUCAUUUCGAUGAAAAUGUAAGAUCAUAUCGAAUUUGUGUUGUUGGCGUUUUCUUAAUGGCUUUUUAUGAAAUUGUUCAACUUGUAAUGUCUCCGAAAUCAUAUCUCUUCAAAUUAAGUAAUUGGCUUGACAUUGCAUUGAUUUUCAUCUCGUCAUUGGUUUUACUUGGAAAUUUUCGUAUUCAACCGGAAGAUUUUAAAAAAGUUCGCUCGAUAAUGAUUUUGUUGAUGGCUGCUCAAAGCUUUCAAAUUGUUGCUAAAGUCAGUCUAUUGUCGAUGUCACUUCACAUGGCAAUCUUUAAAAGAGUUUGCAUGACAUUUAUAAAAACAAUUUCAUUGUAUAUGAUCAUGAUUCUUGCUUUUGCUAUGAGUUUUUACACUUUAAACAGUGAUAGUCAUGGUGACAGGAAAGGCAACUUGAAAAUCGGCAAGGCAGAUGGUGAAGAUAUGGAAGAGAGUUUUUCUGAUCCAUUCUUAUCUAUCAUAACAACUGUGCGAAUGAUGUUAUCAGAUUUUGAAAAUAUCAAAAUCAAACAAGAAGAUCAUUUUCUAGGUCUCAUGUUUCUAUUGUUUGUCACUUUAAUUACCGUCGUGCUUUAUAAUCUUUUGAAUGCAUUAGCCAUUAGCGACACAAAUAACAUCUUGAAAGAUGCCGAACUUGUUGAUACAAAGAAAAGAAUUUCCAUUUUGAGCAGCUAUGAGAAAUUUUUCUCAUAUUUUAAACCUAAAUUCAUGAAUAUUUUUCCCAAGAUGUCAUCGAUAAUAAUAACUCCAAACAAAGACAAUAGAAUUAAAAUUAAGAGAAAUUUUGUUACCAGUAAGAUUACCUCAAUUUGGAUUCAUAAAACUGCAUCACCACAAAAUUAUGAUAAUGUUUAUGAAACAAGCUGGAAGCCCUGGGGGAAAAGGAAAGUUCCAGUGAUGCUUGAAGAAAAAUAUAUUAAGAAAAUUUUGGAUUGCAUAAAAACUCAGCAUGAACGAAUACUUUUCCAAAACGAGAAGAACACAAUUGAAGAAAAUUUUCUUUCUAUUUCUAAAGAGAUCUCUUCGUUGAAAAAAUCGCAAAGUAUUCAAGGUGAAAGCCUCGAAAAGAUUCUCAACAGUUUAAUGCGACGUGAAAGACUUUUAAAAGACUAUAAAGAAGGAAAGGUUCAUGCUUUUCAAACCGAUGAAAUUUUCAUGUAA
This is a messenger RNA of Clunio marinus, 3492 nucleotides long. NCBI's taxonomy places the organism in Eukaryota, Metazoa, Arthropoda, Insecta, Diptera, Chironomidae. The record is from the annotation of a GenBank genome assembly.